UGCCAACUUCCAAGGUUCAAAUGUAGCAAGGCAACAGAAGCGCAAAGUAGCACCAGGCUGACAAACAGUCACUCUUGUCUCUCCACUCUUCUCACUGAGAGAGAAAGACCUUGCAAAUUGCGCGCGCAAACCAGAAGGGUGUUGAAGGAAAAAACCAGAAAAGCGGAAGAAACUGCAAAAUUCGCAUGUACAGGUUAACAAUGAAAGCGGUUGCAGGUUCAAUGCCGCUUUCAUUCCCAAAAUGGCGGCCAGUUCUUCUUCUUGUACCAUCUUCUGUCAACAAUUACUCUUCCCUUCGUUCUCCCUCACUUCCAAUAAGCGGACAGAGUGAAGCAGUACAUUGUUCCAGAGAUAGAGAAGCUCUAAAAGGAACAACAAGGAAAAACAAAAAAGCUAAAGAAUUGAAAGAUGUUAUGAGCGAAAAGGACAUUUCCCAUGUUUUCUGGUGGAAAGAGAAAUUAGAGGCAUGCCGAAAACCUUCAACUGUUCAACUCAUUAAGAGACUUGUCUACUCCAACUUGCUUGGAUUGGAUGUUAACUUGAAAAAUGGGAGUUUAAAAGAAGGAAACCUAAACUGUGAAAUGCUGCAGUUCAAAUCAAGGUUCCCACGUGAAGUUUUAUUAUGUAGAGUUGGAGAUUUUUACGAGGCCAUUGGUAUUGAUGCUUGUAUUCUUGUUGAAUAUGCUGGCUUAAAUCCAUUUGGUGGCUUGCGCUCAGAUAGUGUUCCCAGAGCUGGAUGUCCUGUGGUGAAUUUGCAACAAACUUUGGAUGACCUGACUCGUAAUGGCUAUUCUGUUUGCAUAGUUGAGGAAGUGCAGGGUCCAACUCAAGCUCGUUCUCGGAAGGGCCGUUUUAUAUCUGGGCAUGCACAUCCAGGAAACCCAUAUGUAUUUGGCCAUGUUGGGGUUGACCGUGACCUUGAUUUUCCUGAGCCGAUGCCUGUUGUUGGGGUGUCUCGUUCUGCAAAAGGCUACUCUUUAACCUCAAUCUUGGAGACUCUGAAGACAUUUUCUGUUGAGGAUGGCUUAACUGAAGAAGCGUUAGUGACAAAGCUCCGCACUUGUCGCUGCCAUUAUUUGUUUCUCCACACAUCAUUGAAACACAACUCUUCAGGAACUUGUCGCUGGGGGGAAUUUGGUGAGGGAGGGUUGCUGUGGGCAGAAUGCAGUUCCCGAUACUUCGAAUGGUUUGAAGGUGACCCUGUCAAAGAGCUUUUGCUGAAGGUGAAGGAACUCUAUGGUCUUGAAGAAGUAGUUGCAUUCAGAAAUAUAGCUGUUACUUCUGAAAAAAGGCCCCGCCCUUUACAUCUUGGAACUGCCACACAGAUUGGUGCCAUACCAACAGAGGGAAUACCUUGUUUGCUCAAAGUAUUGCUUCCAUCAAAUUGUACUGGAUUGCCCCAAUCGUAUAUUAGAGAUCUUCUUCUUAAUCCUCCAGCUUAUGCCGUAUCAGCUACAAUUCAAGAAAUAUGCAAACGCAUGAGCAGUGUGACAUGCUCAAUACCUGAGUUCACAUGUGUAUCAUCUGCCAAGCUUGUUAAGUUACUAGAGCUGAGAGAGGCUAAUCAUAUUGAGUUCAGCAGAAUAAAGAAUGUUGCUGACGAAAUAUUGCAGUUGCAUGGUAAAUCUGAGCUUCGUGAGAUCCUCAAAUUACUGAUGGUUCCUACUUCGGUGGCAACUGGAUUGAACCUUGAACUUGACACGCUAGUUAAUGAUUGUGAAUGCGUGUCAAAUAGAAUUGGCGAGCUUAUUUCACUAGAUGGUGAAAUCGAGCAACAGAUGAGCUGUUUCCCUCAUAUUCCUAGUGAUUUUUUUGAAGAUAUUGAGUCUUCUUGGAAAGGGCGCGUGAAAAGAAAGCAUAUGGAAGAUUGGUAUGAAAAAGUUGAAGAAACAGCGCGGAUCCUCCAUAUGGCGGUUUCCGAGGAUUUCCUCCCCAUUAUUUCAAGGAUAAGAGCUUCUAUAGCACCGCUUGGGGGCCCAAAAGGUGAAAUUCUGUAUGCUCGAGAGCAUGAGGCUGUUUGGUUUAAAGGAAAACGGUUUGCACCAUCAGUAUGGGCUGGGACUCCAGGGGAAGAACAAAUUAAACAGCUGAAACAUGCAUUAGAUUCCAAAGGAAAGAAAGUCAGUGAAGAAUGGUUUACCACGACAAAGGUGGAGACUGCAUUGAUGAGGUACCAUGAAGCUAAUGAAAAGGCUAGAGCCAAAGUUCUUGAACUGCUGAGGGGUCUGUCUGUUGAGUUACAAUCUAAAAUAAACGUUCUUGUCUUUGCCUCCAUGAUGCUUGUUAUUUCUAAGGCGCUAUUUUCACAUGUGAGCGAAGGGAGGAGAAGGAAAUGGGUCUUCCCUACUUUGGUGGAGUUCAGCGGCUCUCAGAAUGGAAAGCUAGAUGGUGAAUCCAUAAGUAUGAAGAUGACGGGUCUAUCCCCAUACUGGUUUGAUAUAGCUCAAGGUAGCGCAGUGUGCAAUACAGUGAACAUGAAAUCAUUGUUCCUUCUAACAGGACCAAAUGGAGGUGGUAAAUCAAGUUUACUGAGAUCAGUCUGUGCAGCCGCUUUACUUGGAAUAUGUGGAUUUAUGGUUCCUGCAGAGUCCGCUUCAAUCCCUCAUUUUGAUGCUAUUAUUCUUCACAUGAAAUCCUAUGACAGCCCUGUCGAUGGGAAGAGCUCUUUUCAGAUAGAAAUGUCAGAGAUCCGUUCACUAUUAUCUGCAACAACUUCAAGAAGUCUUGUUCUCAUAGAUGAAAUCUGUCGAGGGACAGAAACAGCAAAAGGAACUUGUAUUGCAGGUAGUAUUGUUGAAACUCUGGAUGAAAUUGGCUGUUUGGGUAUUGUAUCAACUCACUUGCAUGGAAUCUUUGAUUUGCCACUAAGAAGAAGCAAAACUGUUAAUAAAGCAAUGAGUGCAGAAUCUAUUGAUGGUCAAACAAUGCCAACUUGGAAAUUGGUGGAUGGAAUCUGUAAAGAGAGCCUCGCAUUUGAAACUGCACAGAGAGAAGGGGUACCAGAAAUUCUAGUCAAACGAGCUGAAGAAUUGUAUCUUUCUGUAUACGCGAAUGAGAUACCUUUGAAAGAUUUGAAACCCGAUUGUUUUGGUCCAAAUGCAAUUGUGAAUAAUACUACUAAAGAAGCUCACUCUUCCUUUUCUAAUCUAAACUUGGCUACUACCCAAAUGGAGACUUUAAGGAAAGAAGUGCUUAAUGCUGUUACAGCCAUAUGCCAGAUGAAGUUGGUUGAGCUUUAUAAAAUGGCAAACUCGUCUCAAAUCCCAGAGAUCAAUUGCAUAUUUAUUGCAGCUAAGGAGCAGCCACCUCCAUCAACAAUAGGUGCUUCAAGUGUUUAUGUGAUGUUUCACCCGGAUAAGAAAUUAUAUGUUGGAGAGACUGAUGAUCUACAAGGUCGAAUCCAAGCACAUCGAUCAAAAGAUGGUAUGCGAACUGCUGCUUUCCUUUCUUUUGUAGUCCAAGGAAAGAGUAUAGCUUGCCAACUUGAGACCCUUCUGAUCAAUCAGCUUCCAAAACGAGGAUUCCACCUCGCUAAUAUUGCUGAUGGUAAACACCGAAAUUUUGGUACCUCUGAUCCCAUAUUAGAAUCAGUUACUGUUACUGUGUGUAAAUGAAUCUGCAGUCAAUCCCAUUCAAAAUUUUGGUUAGAUUCUAGAUAGGGAUCAAGGGGAUGUAUAUUUGUACCGGUUCCCCGUGAUAUGUAUUUUGUAUGGUAGGAGUCUAGAUGUAUAUUGUUCAUAUAUUGAUCAUUAACUGGCUGGUGGGUGCAACAAUUUUGGUUUCAUAAUGUCAAGUUGUCCCACCACAACAGCUUAACUAGAGUUGAAGCAAUUAUCUAGCAAUAUUUCUCUUGCAUUUUACUCA
Molecule: messenger RNA, 3864 nt
Organism: Spinacia oleracea (spinach)
Lineage: Eukaryota; Viridiplantae; Streptophyta; Magnoliopsida; Caryophyllales; Amaranthaceae
Product: DNA mismatch repair protein MSH1, mitochondrial
Exons: 23
Coding region: 186-3614 (1142 amino acids)
Biological process (GO): mismatch repair
Molecular function (GO): ATP binding; mismatched DNA binding
Source: RefSeq, a predicted model, not a curated record